UAUGUACCAGCGAGCGUGAUGAUGAUUAAUGCGGGAAGGACGAAAACGCUAUUGGAAAAGCCGUGCUCGAUGGGGCCGUCCUGUGUGGCGCUGCUUAAGUCGACCAUUAUGUGUGUUUUGGGGGCACCUUGGCACCUUAGCAGGUAGUUGAAUGAUGUGGAUGAUGAAAUUUAUAUUCUUUGUAUAGGAGGGCAGGAAUUUGCCCACAGUCUACACCAGUGCACCCUUGGAUCAAUUUACUCCGUGCGCGUGCGUAUAGUUAGGCACAAUCCCAUUACUAUAUACCUACUUGGGUUGUUUUAUACCACAGUGCACUAUUUAAAUAAUUACAAUUUGCAUUAGUAUUUGCUAUUUUCUAGAAAAAUUCGUAAUUAUGUUUGUGUAUACUUUGAAUUUGAUCUGAAAGCGUCUGCUAUGGAUGCAACUAUAUGCAACCUGUAGUGCACAAAAGCAUUUUAUGCAGGUGUGUUUUUGUGUUGCAUACAAAUAACCUCAAAACUUUUCGCUCGUAUUUUAAAUGUGUUUGAUUCAAAGUAAGCAUCAAAUAAUUAAAUAAAAUAAGAAGGAAGGAAGAUGUUUAAAUCUACAACGCUGGGCACGUUUGGUGCAACCACAACCACCCCAAACUCGAACCCAAUGAAGGAUUACGAAGUAAUAUCGCCACCGGACGAUUCGGUGAGUUGUUUAUCGUUUUCACCAAGCACUCUGCCGCAAAACUUCCUGAUUGCCGGAAGUUGGGACAACAACGUGCGUUGCUGGGAGGUGGAACAGAGCGGGAAAACAGUCCCGAAAUCAUUGCAAACCUGUGGCGGUCCAGUGCUGGAUGUGUGCUGGAGUGAUGAUGGCACCAAAGUGUUUAUGGCAGGAUGUGAUAAGCAAGCCAAGGUAUGGGACUUGGGCAGUAAUCAACUGCUGCAGGUAGCUGCGCAUGACGCGCCCAUAAAAACAUGCCAUUGGAUCAAAGCACCCAAUUACUCAUGUCUUAUGACUGGCUCAUGGGAUAAGACUUUGAAAUUCUGGGAUACGCGUUCGCCCAACCCGAUUCUCACUAUUAAUCUGCCAGAAAGGUGCUACUGUGCUGAUGUAGAUUAUCCAAUGGCAGUGGUGAGUACUGCUGGAAGACACAUCAUUAUCUAUCAACUGGAGGGGCAACCAAAAGAAUUUAAAAAAACUGAGAGUCCACUUAAAUAUCAGCAUAGAUGUGUGGCUAUUUUCAGAGAUAAGAAGAAGGCGCCCACAGGUUAUGCCCUGGGAUCAGUUGAAGGUCGUGUUGCUAUUCAGUAUGUUAAUCCUCCAAAUCCCAAAGACAACUUCACAUUCAAGUGCCACCGAUCUAACGGUGCACCAAAUGGAUACCAAGAUAUUUAUGCGGUGAAUGAUAUUGCAUUUCAUCCGGUGCACGGCACGUUGGCUACGGUGGGGUCGGAUGGGACCUUUAGCUUCUGGGAUAAGGAUGCAAGGACCAAGCUCAAGCCGUCUGAGGCAAUGGAGCAGCCGAUUUCGCGAUGUGCAUUCAAUCACAAUGGGCAGAUAUUCGCCUAUGCUGUGAGCUAUGAUUGGAGUAAGGGGCACGAUUUCUAUAAUCCGCUCAAAAAGAACAACAUUUUCUUGCGGGCUUGUUUUGAUGAGCUGAAGCCCAGAUCAUCGUCAUAAUUUGCGCAGUAAAUAAAAAUGAAUAUGGUCAUCA
Molecule: messenger RNA, 1687 nt
Organism: Dalotia coriaria
Lineage: Eukaryota; Metazoa; Arthropoda; Insecta; Coleoptera; Staphylinidae
Gene: Rae1
Product: ribonucleic acid export 1
Exons: 2
Coding region: 574-1653 (359 amino acids)
Biological process (GO): transcription-dependent tethering of RNA polymerase II gene DNA at nuclear periphery; RNA export from nucleus
Cellular component (GO): nuclear pore
Molecular function (GO): ubiquitin binding; RNA binding
Source: RefSeq, a predicted model, not a curated record